Molecule: messenger RNA, 1986 nt
Organism: Corythoichthys intestinalis (scribbled pipefish)
Lineage: Eukaryota; Metazoa; Chordata; Actinopteri; Syngnathiformes; Syngnathidae
Gene: arl2bp
Product: ADP-ribosylation factor-like 2 binding protein
Exons: 7
Coding region: 441-929 (162 amino acids)
Biological process (GO): positive regulation of tyrosine phosphorylation of STAT protein; maintenance of protein location in nucleus
Cellular component (GO): mitochondrial intermembrane space
Source: RefSeq, a predicted model, not a curated record
CCAUUAUAUAUAUAUUUUUUUGUUCCUUUCAUUUUUGUUGCAGUUUAAUUGCCGUACAACUUUUUAUAUACUGUAUAUAGGAAAGUCAAUUACAUGCAAUGACACUUUUCGGCCACCAGGGGGGCGGGUCCAGCCCCCCCCCCUUAAAAUCCGUUUAUGCUUUCAAAAUAGAACAGUGAGCAAUUUGACAAGUGACGAUGCUUUCCAUUAGCUCUGUUUAAUAUCUGAUGCAGAACAGUAGCAUUGUAAUUCCACGUCAAAUUACGUUCACGUUGAUGACGCCCAUGAUAUGUAAAUUGACGUUAAAAAAGAAAACUACAUUUUGAGUAUUUUGAGAGAGCCGCCGGGGAUGGACCUUCCACGUUUUGCUUGCAAACUUCCGAUGCCUUUCCAAAUCUGCGUUACAAGGUGUGCAGAGCUGCGGCGAGAACAUUGUCGACAUGGGGGACAUGGAGGACGAAACCUUUGCCAUCUCCAGUUCCUCUGCUGCUGACACUGCAUUCGACUCUGUUAUUGGCUGCAUAGAGGACAUCAUUAUGGAGGAGGAUUUCCAACUACUGCAGCGGAAUUUCAUGGAGAAACACUACAAAGAGUUUGAUAACACUGAAGAAAACAAACUCAGCUACACACCCAUUUUCAAUGAAUAUGUGGAGCUGUUAGAGAAAUAUGUGGAGCAACAGCUCAUGAAGAGGAUUCCCGGAUUCAAUAUGGCAACCUUCAUAGAGCAUCUCAUGGAGCACAAAGAUGAAGUAUCUGGCGACAUUGUUGACGUACUGCUGUCCUUUAUUGAUUUUGUGGCUUUUAAGGAAAUGGUUUUGCAAUACAAAGUGGAAAAGGAGGGCCGAAGUCUGGACUUGAGCACAGGACUCAUAGUCACCCCUUUAACCCCGGCAGCCUCCAGCCAGUCAGGAUCCAAACAGUUGCCGUGACAAACACAAUAGAACGCCUGUAUGUAUGCCAUGCAGUGAUAUACACAACACCACGCCUGUUUGUAUGCCAUAUUGUUGUUAUUUGAGCUUCAAAUGCAAUGUUAUUUUUCGACCACCCAUAAACCUCAAGUCAAGUGCUCGGACUUCAAUCUUCAGUGCACCCUUCUUUCAUGUUUUGCUUCGUUGGAGAAAUUUGGAGAUACCGGACAAGCAACAGGAGAACAUGCUAACACCGCACAGAUUUAGCAUGCUUCCUUUUGUGGAAGAGGUGCUAAUCAACAGACCUGUGUGCUCAACAAGCUGGAGCCCCGUCCAUGUACAAACUUGGUCGAAGGUUUUGAGGCACUUUCUCAUCAGACUGGAUGGUGAUGUGUCUCAAAACGUUUUGACUGCGGGUGUACAGAGUUUUAAGAUGGAAAAUAAUACAAAGCAUCGUUAGAUUUCACUCAACUUUUUUUUGUAAACAUCUGCAGCAUUUGUUUUCGUGUAGUGUUGGUACCAUGUAAUUACUUUACUAAUUAGUAACUAUGAGACAACAUUGAAUAUAAGCAGGACAAAAUGUAGAAUUAACUCAUUGGCUACCACUGAGGCGAUCGAUGUCACCAUUCCUUGACGAGGCAGCAAUCCUAGUCAAAAUGGAUUGCACGUCUGUUACCGUCAAUGACACUGAAACAUGAUCAUUCACUGACAGCCUUUCCGGUUUAAAUAGAUUGGGCAUCUAUCGCCGUUAAUGGCAGGCAAUGAAUUAAUUGAAAGCUUGAUAGAUGUUUUGAGUUUGUGACUUAAUGAAAAUGUCGUACCUUUUUCGAUAUUUAUUGCUUUGAUUGAAUUUUGUGCAUGUAAAAUUGAUUUUUAAAUGUGUAAAUAGAGAUUUGUAGAGUAUAUUUGUCCAUGAAACAAUUUUUUAAUAAACAGGUGAAAGCCUGAAACCUCCCGAUGCUUUAAUGAUUGUAAAUUUUUAUCUACUUACAGUGGCAUGCAAAGGUUGGGUCGUAUCAAGCGGGCCCAAACCUUUCCAUGCGACUGUUCAGUGUGGGAAAUAAUUAUGUUAGAUUUA